UGAGCUUUAGAAUGUCAGAAUGGAGCAAGAUAUCAAUGCAAUUUUAAGUUGUUUUAUUUCGAUUUUUCUUUGUUUUAUGUUAUCGGUAACAUAUUUAGCAAGUAUUCAUGUGUGGAAUAGUCCGUAUAGUAGAGAUCAUCCAGAAACGAUUAAGAAAAGAUUCAUUAGCGCAUUUGUAAUGCUAUUUAUUGCUCCAUGUUUUCUAUAUGUAGGAUUAAAUAAAGAAAUUUUGGAAAAGGCAUCUUUUUUCCAUAUAUUAGGAUUAAGAACACAAGGACUAUGUCAGGCUAUUUUUAUGCCACUGUUUUUGACAAUGAUUCUAUUUUUGGGGCCUAUUUCUAUGGAGUUGUAUAGUGGUUUAUCUAAGUUGUAUACAGAAGAAAUGUAUUGGUUUUCGAAUAUGACCAAUCUAAUAUGGAUCAGAAAUCACAUAGCAGCCCCAUUAUCAGAGGAAUUCACUUACCGUAGCUGUAUGCUGCCAUUGUUAGUGCAAUGUUUCAAACCUUCCACAGCAGUUAUAAUCAACCCUUUGUUUUUCGGGGUUGCCCAUUUCCACCAUAUGAGAGAGAGGAUUAAUCACAUGGGAAUGGAUUUUAACACUGCAUUAAAAAUUUCAUGCUUCCAAUUUGUCUACACAACGAUAUUUGGCAUGUAUUCUGCAUAUUUAUUUUACAGAACAGGGCAUUUUAUCUCCCUUUUUAUAGUGCAUGCCUUUUGCAAUCAUAUGGGAUUCCCCGAAAUUAUGGAAAUAAGGAAUUAUAAAAAAAAUAAGAAAGUUGUUGUAUCUAGUCUAUUUUUAAUUGGAUUUUUAUCAUGGUGUAUUUUACUAAAUCCAUUGACUGAACCAAGUUGGUAUCACAAUAAACCGAUUUGAUAUGAUGUGAGAUCAUUUGUCGUAUAUUAAUCUAUUUAUUGUUGCAAAGUCUGAUAGAGUACAAGAAAUGUUAAAUUGUUAGCUUUCUGACAUUCUUAUAAAAAUUUACAAUAUUUUAGGUAGGUAUAUAGCAAAUAAACCAAAUAUAAAGCGUUUACGUUAUUAUUGACUAUAAUAUCCAAAAUUUAUAAUAAUAAAAUAAAUCAAUUUGACUUAGUAGACUUCUUUCAUAAUUAAAUAAGUUAGACAAUCAAAAAAAAAAUAUUUUUUGGUUGCUGUAGCCGUUAUAGAAUUGUACAAAUUAGGUAUGUAUUUAUGGAGAUUAAAUAUCAAUAUUGUCAAAAUUAUUAACCAAAGCAAGAAAAAAAACGCAAUUCAAAAUGUUCAUUUUUCUAUUAAAAUCUACUCUGCAAACUUAGUGUCCUUACUGUAUUUUUCCCUUAAAAAAAUUUAGUAAACAUCUUAGUAUGCAACAAAGUUUGAUGUUGACUUGCCAUUUUGUUACCUCGGACUUUGUUGGCAUCAGUAAGUGUAGCCUUGUCAUUUGAUGCUGCGAAUCACAUUGCCUUCUAUAAAAUUUGUACACACAAAAAAAUAUAUACGUGUCACUUCACAGGAUGAUCUGGACACCAAAAUGACAAGAUUUCACUUUCUUUGUGUACAUGUUCAACUUUAUAUUUCUGGCUUAUUCUAAUUAGUGUAUAAUAUGUUACAAUAACCCACUGACAAAAUUCAACAGGUGAUAAAAUAGUUCGCAUGAACUUAUAGUCUGUAAACGCUUUGUUUUUGACUCAUGGUUUUAAGAUUUUAUUAUUUUCUAAUUAUUCUCAUUUACUUUACACCUUUUUUAAGAUAAUCCAUUUAAAUUUGGUUAUGUUCAACAUUGAGAACUGAUGGAAUGGACAAAUUACUGUUUGAUACAACCAAGGUGAUACUUUUGUCUCCUCUUAACUCUUUCAUCCUCCCUCCUACUCUCUCAGAAAUCAGUAAUUUUGAAAAAAACACUUGUUAUAUUUACACUAUUGGAAAAAAUUAAGGGGACAAAAAAAAUCUGAAAUUUUUUAGCGAUUUUUACAGGCUGUAUCUCAGUGAAAAAUAUGGUCGUAUCGAGAUAAAAAAAGCAGUUUGAAGUUCCAAGUCUAUAGUUUAAAGAUCUUUUGACAAAAAAAUUUUUUGAGCUCUGGUUAUUGCGCAAUUAUAGGAAAUAGCACAAGAAAAAAAAUUUCCAAUUUUUUUAAUUUAUUUUUAAGGAUCAGGAAAAUGUUUUUCACUUAGACUGAUGCAUAGGUCAGUUAGCUGAUUAUUCAGCUUCAGAUUGUUUUUUUCUCUGCUUGUAAAUUUUUUUUGUUAAGAUAUCUGGCUUUAAAUGUUUUUGAUCAUCAAUAUCUCAGUAACUAAUGACCGCACAUAGUAAAUUUAAGGGUGGUUUGGAAAACUUGAAUUUUUCUACAAGGACCUUUCAUGGUUUUUUCGUCAUAAUUUAAAAAAGUGCAAAAAAAAUACUUUAUGGUUUUUUAGAAUGUCUACUGCUAAUUUACAAAUGUUGAGGAAAAGAUUAAUGUUGAGAGACAUUUUUACAGCCCAGUGUAGCCACAAUAACCUUGUAGAUUGACAAGGUGAUCUAUUUAACCGUUUUUUUCUGUUUCAAAUGAUAAAAAUUUUGGAAUAAUUAAAGGAGCACACAGGCAAUUACGUAAUCAUUAUCGAAUGAAAAAGAAUUUUUCUCCACUUUUCCCACAAUUUUAAAUUAGAUAUUGUUUGAAUUUAAAUGAUCAUGAGCAAUAACCGGAACUAAAAAAAAUUUUUUGUCAAAAGAUCUUGAAAUUAGAACUUGAAGCUUCAAACUGCUUUAUUUUAUUAUUUAUUUGUAUCUCGAUACGACCAUUUUUCACUGAAUUAAGUCUGUCAAAAAUCACUAAAA
This is a messenger RNA of Anoplophora glabripennis (Asian longhorned beetle), 2795 nucleotides long. RefSeq names its product CAAX prenyl protease 2 (gene Sras). Gene Ontology annotation, biological process: CAAX-box protein processing. The transcript is spliced from 6 exons. The record is from RefSeq and is a predicted model, not a curated record. Gene Ontology annotation, cellular component: endoplasmic reticulum membrane. Gene Ontology annotation, molecular function: metalloendopeptidase activity. Lineage: Eukaryota; Metazoa; Arthropoda; Insecta; Coleoptera; Cerambycidae. Bases 20 to 874 code for a protein of 284 amino acids.